GUGAUCGACUGGGCUGCAAUUUGCAUCGGCUAUGAACGAUACCAUGCAGCAUGAGAUGCACUGGGCCGAUAGUCCAUACUAGCGUCCCUAGAACGAGUUCAUCACCCAGCUGACAGUGACACAAAACUCAAAUCAGAAAUUUGAAUGGCCUAUCAGACACUGUGACGGGGUACGGUUUCCACAGUUCAAGCAACAUCCCUGCUCGGAUGACGCUGCUAAUAGGUGGGUAAAUCUACACUCCCUGCUGUUCGCAUGAUGUACAAUUCGUCUUCGAUGCACAAACCCCAAUGUGGGCGGCAAGCCACAUGAAUGUCCACCCCCAUAGAUGAAGUGUGAAGUCUACACUGCAUUGCCUGCCCUCUAUCAAUAGCCAGUUGCAUACAGUUUGCUAUCAUUCAAAAGUACCAGACAGCCCCUCAUAGGCAGCCUACUCUCGACUCGUCGUUCUACCUAGAACCUCGAAACAAGAGAGCCUUUAAGACCAUGACCCUCACUACAGACUACCAUUCAGGCAAAGCCUACGUCGUAACCGGCGGCUGCUCAGGCAUCGGCCUCGCUAUCCUCCACUACCUCCUCGCACGAUCCGCCAUCGUCCACAUCCUCGACAUCUCCUCCACCCCACCACAAGUCCCCUCCCACCUCCCUCAGAAAAACCUGCAUUUCUACCCUAAUACGGACGUCACCUCCGGCUCUAUCGUCCGAAAUGUUUUCACACAAAUCCGAACCAUCACCACGACAAUCCACGGCCUGAUCAAUAACGCCGGAAUUGCCUACCAGCCUGUCGUUACAGGAUUAGAAUCGGAUGAGCUCUUCGACCGAGUCAUGGACGUCAAUGUCCGCGGCGUAUGGAAUGUUGGCAAUGCAUACCUCUCGCACAUCCUCUCGAGAGAGGCCGAUGAGCAGCCUAACCCGGCGGCAGCCAUAGAAGGAAGGGGUGUGAUUGUGAAUCUAUGCUCCAUCGCAUCCUUCCACGGAAAUCUGGGGUAUGUGUCGUACACGGUGAGCAAGCAUGCCGUGCUGGGCAUGACGAGAGCAUGGGCGACGAAUUUCGCGGCCCAGGGGGUGAGAGUAAACGGCGUGGCGCCGGGGGGUACGGAUACGCCCUUAUUACAGGGCAUCAUGGCGAAGACGGAUAUUCAGGAGCAAUACGAGAGUCAGGUGCCGUUGGGCAAGAGAUGUGCUAGGCCAGAGGAGAUAGCUGAUGCGGUUGGGUUCUUGUUGGGGAAGGAGUCGAGCUAUAUGACGGGGCAGGUGAUUACUGUGGAUGGGGGGAGAUAUGUGUGAUGAUACACUCAUCUAUUCUAACCAAUACUACUAUCUCCAUAAACCCCCCCGAAACCCGAAACCCAUCAUAAAUCUGAUCAUCCGCCAUCUCCAUCCUUCUACCCAACCCUAAUCAUAUUAAUCGUCCUCCGACUCUGAUUCCCCCAUAAGAUAAUUAGCAAGCACAAACCGCAGCCCAAACCACCAGAUCCGUCUGAUUACUCC
This is a messenger RNA of Aspergillus welwitschiae, 1488 nucleotides long. RefSeq names its product SDR family NAD(P)-dependent oxidoreductase. Bases 484 to 1284 code for a protein of 266 amino acids. NCBI's taxonomy places the organism in Eukaryota, Fungi, Ascomycota, Eurotiomycetes, Eurotiales, Aspergillaceae. The record is from RefSeq and is a predicted model, not a curated record. The transcript has a single exon. Gene Ontology annotation, molecular function: oxidoreductase activity.